Molecule: messenger RNA, 290 nt
Organism: Dentiscutata erythropus
Lineage: Eukaryota; Fungi; Glomeromycota; Glomeromycetes; Diversisporales; Gigasporaceae
Source: the annotation of a GenBank genome assembly
AUGUAUAUGCUUCAAAAACAUCUUAAAAUCGGUAACUUUAUAACAUAUUCAGUAUGUCCAAAAGGUAACAAACUAUAUACUGAAAAAGAAAUUGUUGAUUUAUGGGAUAAUAAUGGACAAUUAUUAGUAAAAAAAUAUAACCAUGUUAAAUUUCCAAAUAUAAUUGAAUCUAGACAAGUAGUUACAUGUAAUUCGGUCUUAGCAAUACAAAAUCAAUAUCUAAGUGGUACUAUUAAUAAGCCAAUUUUACUUUAUUCUUUUGCAAGUAUUAAAAGUCAACUUGCAAAAAU